AUGACUCUGAAAUGGACUUCAGUUCUUCUGCUGAUAAAUCUCAGUUGUUACUUUAGCUCUGGGAGUUGUGGAAAGGUGCUGGUGUGGGCCGCAGAAUACAGCCAUUGGAUGAAUAUGAAGACAAUCCUGAAAGAGCUUGUUCAGAGAGGUCAUGAGGUGACUGUACUGGCAUCCUCAGCUUCCAUUCUUUUUGAUCCCAAUGAUGCAUCCACUCUUAAAUUUGAAGUUUAUCCUACAUCUGUAACUAAAACUGAAUUUGAGAAUAUCAUCAUGCAACAGGUUAAGAGAUGGUCAGACAUUCGAAAAGAUAGCUUUUGGUUAUAUUUUUCACAAGAACAAGAAAUCCUGUGGGAAUUUCAUGACAUAUUUAGAAACUUCUGUAAAGAUGUAGUUUCAAAUAAGAAACUUAUGAAAAAACUACAAGAGUCAAGAUUUGACAUCGUUUUUGCAGAUGCUGUUUUUCCCUGUGGUGAGCUGCUGGCUGAGCUAUUUAACAUACCCUUUGUGUACAGUCUCUGCUUUACUCCUGGCUACACAAUUGAAAGGCACAGUGGAGGACUGAUUUUCCCUCCUUCCUACAUACCUAUUGUUAUGUCAAAAUUAAGUGAUCAAAUGACUUUCAUGGAGAGGGUAAAAAAUAUGAUCUAUGUGCUUUAUUUUGACUUUCGGUUCCAAAUGUGUGAUAUGAAGAAGUGGGAUCAGUUUUACAGUGAAGUUUUAGGAAGACCCACUACCUUAUUUGAGACAAUGGGAAAAGCUGACAUAUGGCUUAUGCGAAACUCCUGGAGUUUUCAAUUUCCUCAUCCAUUCUUACCAAACGUUGAUUUUGUUGGAGGACUCCACUGCAAACCUGCCAAAUCCCUACCUAAGGAAAUGGAGGAGUUUGUACAGAGCUCUGGAGAAAAUGGUGUUGUGGUGUUUUCUCUGGGGUCAGUGAUAAGUAACAUGACAGCAGAAAGGGCCAAUGUAAUUGCAACAGCCCUUGCCAAGAUCCCACAAAAAGUUCUGUGGAGAUUUGACGGGAAUAAACCAGAUGCCUUAGGUCUCAAUACUCGGCUGUACAAGUGGAUACCCCAGAAUGACCUUCUAGGUCAUCCAAAAACCAGAGCUUUUAUAACUCAUGGUGGAGCCAAUGGCAUCUAUGAGGCAAUCUACCAUGGGAUCCCUAUGGUGGGCAUUCCAUUGUUUUGGGAUCAGCCUGAUAACAUUGCUCACAUGAAGGCCAAGGGAGCAGCUGUUAGAUUGGACUUCAACACAAUGUCGAGUACAGACCUGCUGAAUGCACUGAAGACAGUAAUUAAUGAUCCUUUAUAUAAAGAGAAUAUUAUGAAAUUAUCAAGAAUUCAACAUGAUCAACCAGUAAAGCCCCUGGAUCGAGCAGUCUUCUGGAUUGAAUUUGUCAUGCGCCACAAAGGAGCCAAACACCUUCGAGUUGCAGCCCGUGACCUCACCUGGUUCCAGUACCACUCUUUGGAUGUGAUUGGGUUUCUCCUGGCUUGUGUGGCAACUGUGAUAUUUAUCAUCACAAAGUUUUGUCUGUUUUGUUUCUGGAAGUUUGCUAGAAAAGGGAAGAAGGGAAAAAGAGAUUAGUUAUGUCUGACAUUUGAAGCUGGAAAACCAGAUAGAUAGGACAACUUCAGUUUAUUCCAGCAAGAAAGAAAAGAUUGUUAUGCAAGAUUUCUUUCUUCCUGUGACAAAAAAAAAAAAUUUUCAAAUCUCCCUUGUCAAGUAAAAAUUUGUUUUUCAGAGAUUUACCACCCAGGUAAUGGUUAGAAAUAUUUUGUGGCAAUGAAGAAAAUACUAGGGAAAUUAAAAAAUAAUAUAAAGCCAUUUGAGCUCAUAUUGAAAUUUGUUGCACUUAUAUUGAGAUUUGUUGUUUGAAUUCACAAGUUACAUGAAAAAAUUUACUCAGCUUAACUAUAUUUCACACAUUUUACAUAAACACAAGAACAUUAAGAAGUCUACUGACAGUAUCAGUAGUCACAUCCUCAGAAUAAUUUGGCUUCAUUUUGAACAGGAUUCUGUUGUUUUAACUGUUGCUAAAGAAACUAUUAUAUAGUUAAAUUGUA
Molecule: messenger RNA, 2069 nt
Organism: Pan troglodytes (chimpanzee)
Lineage: Eukaryota; Metazoa; Chordata; Mammalia; Primates; Hominidae
Product: UDP-glucuronosyltransferase 2B11
Exons: 6
Coding region: 1-1590 (529 amino acids)
Molecular function (GO): glucuronosyltransferase activity
Source: RefSeq, a predicted model, not a curated record